GGAAGGGUAGUUUUCAACAAUUUAAAUUUCGAAAGGCCCGAUAGACCGGUACCUUCUAAAGCUAAGGUUAACUUUACGAGGAAGUUGUUUAUCUGGUAAGUGCGCAUUGUGUAUAAAUAAGGGCACUGUAUCUACAGACAGAAUAUUUGGUCAUAAUGUUUGUAGUCGUCGUGUUGAUAGUGACAUGGUGUGCAGUGAUGUUCGUGUGGUCUUGGGUGAGACCCAGGAGCCCUUCUCCUCCUACAUACCCUGGCUCUUUACCGCUAAUAGGAAACGUCCACCAGAUGAUUGGAGAUGCCGUUCAUUGGUUGACGUUCGAAAAAAAGUUAUUUCACUUCUGCCUAAAGAAUGGCGGAAUAGUAAAACUACUAUUUGGGCCACAUCAAGCAUUUGUUAUGACAGAACCCGAUGAAUGCCUAACCAUUGCCAACACCUGUAUGGAUAAACCUUACUUUUAUUCAUUUGCAAAGGAUUGUUAUGGUAGAGGGCUCGUAACAGCUAAUGAAUCAACAUGGAAACCACAUCGGAAACUCUUAAACCCAGCAUUUAAUCUGCAAGUGCUGAAUACAUUUAUUGCUGAAUUUAAUGUGCAAGCCAAGGAUUUAGUCUCCUUGUUGGAACCUAAAGUAGGAAAGGAGCCAUUUGACGUGCAGCCGUAUUUGGUCAAUAUGUCUUUGAAGACUGUGUGUCGGACGUCGCUUGGAUUUAGAGAAAAAGAUCAAAGAAUGAUUGAUACAGACUACGCUCAUGCGACUGAAGCUUUAUUCCUUGUAUUUGGGGAGAGGAUCCCGAAACUAUGGCUGCAUUUACCACAACUAUAUAACUUAAGUUCAUUGAAGAAAAAGGAAGACAACUUCGGGGAUGUUUUUUUUCAGGUUAUAAAGAAUCGAAGAUCUGAAUUAAAGUUGAAAAAUAAUAAUGAAAAGAGCAUUGACACUAAAUCAGACAAAUUCAAGCCACUCUUGGAUCAAAUGCUCGAGCUGGCUGAGAAUCAAGACGCUUUCUCAGAUGAAGAGAUAAGGGAACAUCUAGACACAAUUGUAGCAGCAGCUUAUGAUACAACAGCAACUUCAGUGACAUAUACAUUGGUAUUAAUCGGAUCAGAUGCGCAGUUACAAGAACGAAUUUGGAAAGAGUUGAAAUCAGUAUUAGGUGAUGAAGACAGGGAUGUAACUAAAAAUGAUUUACCAAAAUUAGUAUACCUAGAGGCUGUUUUAAAGGAGAGUUUAAGGCUCUACCCUCCAGUGCCCUUUGUAGCAAGAGAUGUGACAUCGGAUAUUCAGAUAAGAAACUACAAGAUACCAGCUGGCUCUUCUUGCUUUUUGGCUUUGUACGGGAUCAACCGGCAUCCUAUGUGGGGAGCAGACGCGGAAGAAUUUAGACCUGAACGAUGGUUGGAUCCGGACAGUUUGCCUAUCAACCCCAACGCUUUCGCCUCUUUCAGUAUUGGGAAGCGAGUCUGUUUAGGUCGCUCAUACGGCAUGAUGGCAAUGAAAACAACUUUAGCACAUAUACUGCGUCGGUAUCGUGUCUUCGGGGAUAUCAACAAAGUGGUAUCACGAUCUGAUAUCCUGAUGAAACCAGUAACUGGACAACAUAUCAAAUUGGAAUUAAGAACACGAGUUUAGUUUUAAAAUAAAGAUUCCUAUUAGA
Messenger RNA from Trichoplusia ni (cabbage looper), 1653 nucleotides. RefSeq names its product cytochrome P450 4C1-like. The record is from RefSeq and is a predicted model, not a curated record. NCBI's taxonomy places the organism in Eukaryota, Metazoa, Arthropoda, Insecta, Lepidoptera, Noctuidae. Gene Ontology annotation, molecular function: heme binding; monooxygenase activity; oxidoreductase activity, acting on paired donors, with incorporation or reduction of molecular oxygen. Bases 156 to 1628 code for a protein of 490 amino acids. The transcript has 10 exons.